AUGGGUAAGGAUGGCGCUGGUUCAAGUGGAACCAAGCGACCGGUUAGUGCGUCUCCGUAUGCCGAAAACUAUCGGGUUCCGAUGGAUAUGUGCCAGAGGCACCUGAUAAACCAUCGCUUGAUGGUAUCCAAGCUGACACGAAAAGAAUUAGAGGAUAAAUAUAUCAACCUAUGUGACGAGCAUUUCACGAUGAAAAAGCGCUUCCAGGAGCAGGAACUACAAGUCAAGAAGUUGAAAGCAAAGUUGCUGCGGCUGUCCAGUGAAACUAGCAAAGAAACCAAAACCCGAUCGGAUAUGCUAAGCAGCCAGAGUAACCUGCAUAUUCUGGAAAUCCAGCGUCGUGAGUUGCAUGAAAAGUUGGAAGCUCUACGAAUGAACGUAAGCAAGGAAAAUCUCGAAAAACCGGGCAAAUCCAGAAAGAAAACCCAACCCACUCGUAGCGCUAAAGACGAAUCCACCACAAGGUCGUCUUCGGUGUCUAACGAAUACGAUAGAACAGACGACGGGAGGGACGAUACUUCGACCGAAGACGAACCAUCUACCAGUAAAAAUAUCGACAGAGUUAAAAAAUUAUGCCAUAGCUGUGAAACAAUGAAGCUCGAGAUGGUAGCCAACGAGUCCGAGUUUGUGAAAAUGAAAAUGAAUAUAAAAUUUUUGAAUAAGGAAAUCCAACACGAAAAGGAGAAAAAUGCAUUGCUCUCGCGUCAGCUAGAAGAAAAGCUGUCCUACGAGAUUAUGCGGCGGAAUGCUGUGGAGAAUAUAGAGGUAAUCAAUCUGACGCGCCAGUUGGAGGAUAUGCAUCAGCAAGUGCAGCGCCAGCAGGAGACGGAAAAGCGUGCAGUGGAAGCAGAACUAGCAAAGCAAACCGAGCUCGAAGCGCAAGUUCGCAAGGAGAAGGACAAAAAUGCCGAACUGUUUGAUGAGUGCGAGCGGCUAAAAAAGAACAUUGAGAAGCUGAAGGAGCAUAUGUCGGAAGUGGAGAUUGAACGAGAUUUCUUAAAGCGGCAGCAAGAAGGUUUGGCUAAGAUUGUGGAUGAAAAUAAAGUUUUACGCUUUCAACUGGAGGAACUUCGCAAGCACAAUGAUGGCCUCACUAGACAAAUUGACAUGCUGAAGGAGGAGGAAUCUGUAGCCAAGAGUGCUCAAAAAGAGCUGCUGGAGAAAUUGAAAUCACUGCAACAAGAUAAUGACACUCUAUCUGUUCUACUGGAAGGUUUGCGCACAGAGAAUGAAGUAUUGUCUGACCAGAAGACGGCCCUAGAAGAGAAUCUUAAAAGUUUAGAAGCUUCACCAGCAAAGGAAAUCAGUGCUUCGCCGCAACGUUCCUCAAUAACGAAAAGAUCACACUCUACUAGUGAAAACGAAUCCGAUGUUCGACGUAAUUCUCAAAAGCAUGUUCGAAUCAGUCAAGUUAUGAACAAAAUUGAGUUGUUGGAGCAGAAUUCAAAAGCUCAAGGUGCGAGAAUCAGCAAUGCCGCUCUGUUGGUUUCCAACAAAAGUGAACAGAUAAAGUCGAAUUUGAAACUUAGUAAUCCUAAAUUGCAGGGAACAUUUGAGAGUUAUGGCAUUCGACAAACACCAAUCAUCCCACUGCAGGAUUCGAUUAUAACCGCGUCAUCAACGUUGUCAGUCGGCAAAAAAAGAAUAUCAUUUCAACCCCGUGAUGUUACUGCCGAUAUAGAUGAAAGUUUGUCGUCUACACAGGACAAUGAUUCAGAUAUUGCUGCUCUAGGAGAAGUGCAACACAAUUAUGCCGAUUAUUUCGGAUUGACACCUGCAAGUCGAAAAAGUGAUCGUCUUUCUCAUUAUUUACUGAAAAAGGAAGAUCCUUCCGCAGAGCGUCUAGUGCUUACCAUCAAAAUGGUUCGUUGGCAAAGGGAAGCUUUUGAAAAUUUACUGUUGCAAAUGGUGCAAUGCUUUUACGUUGAACUCGUUGGAUUUCUAGAUGCGAAAGGAUACAUGUUGGAAACUCCUGUUUCCAGAAAUAUGCUAGCCAAUGAAACUUCAGCAGAUCAACUAGAAUAUCGUUUCGAUCAUCCCAUCGAGAUUAACCUGGACAAGAAAAAGCAUGCCAAUCGGCGCAAAAUGCUACGUGAAAUGUUGCAACCUAACGGAAAAGACGUUUUGAAGUUCAUACUGGUACAGGAGCAGGAAAGCGACUGUUCAGAAAUUGGUUAUGCAACUAUUAGACUAAGAAAUGAGAUACAAGGAUUGUCGACAGAAGAUUCCAAAAUCAUAGACACUGCGAUAUACAGCAUGAGAGAUCCAGCCGAAGAAAUGGGAAAGUUGCUCGUGGAACUGAAAGGGAUACAAUUGAUAAAUUCAUUAAACUGA
Messenger RNA from Sabethes cyaneus, 2334 nucleotides. Its product is annotated as cilia- and flagella-associated protein 58-like. The coding region runs from base 1 to 2334 and encodes 777 amino acids. Lineage: Eukaryota; Metazoa; Arthropoda; Insecta; Diptera; Culicidae. Gene Ontology annotation, biological process: non-motile cilium assembly. The transcript has 12 exons. The record is from RefSeq and is a predicted model, not a curated record. Gene Ontology annotation, cellular component: ciliary transition zone.